Molecule: messenger RNA, 499 nt
Organism: Aspergillus aculeatinus CBS 121060
Lineage: Eukaryota; Fungi; Ascomycota; Eurotiomycetes; Eurotiales; Aspergillaceae
Exons: 1
Coding region: 90-413 (107 amino acids)
Source: RefSeq, a predicted model, not a curated record
CUUACGACCGAACUAACAGAUGGCCAACGAGAACCAUGACUGAUUGAUACCCGGUUGCGAUUGACUCGGAUUCUGGAACCUCGGAUUAUAUGGAUAUGGAUGAUGAUGAUGAUGAUGAAGACUGCUGUUACAGAUCAGACGUGCCUUUUUUUGUUUUUCUUUUCGUCCUCCUUGGGGUGAUGUAUGGCCUUCCAAUUUCCGAAAUGAACCCCCGUGUUUGGAAUCAGCCAUCAUCGGGAUUUUCUGACUCAUGUUCACGAAACAUUGAUCAUGGAUUAGGGAUUGAAUCAUCGAGUGUACUCCGUAAGCAUGAACUACUCAGGCACAACAAGAAGCAGCAGAAAGGAUGGCGACACAAGAGCCAUUGGGAACGUUGGCAACUUGAAGGGGGGAGGACGCAGCGAAACCCCUAAGAAAUGGAAAAGAAAGGGGGAAAGGAAAAGCAAUAGGAGGGGAAGACUCAUGGUUUCGCAUCCACAGCUUCGGGACGGGAGAGCCG